GUAAGGGACGUAAAAAUAUUAAACGAAAAUGCAUGCUUCGAACAUUUCACUAUUUCAUUUGUGGUGGACUUUUAUUUUACGAACGUUGAGGUUAUGACAACGUCAAAACAAGAUUUUAAUAGCAAAGAAACAUCUUUCCGCCGUUUUUAUACUUUGUUCAAACAUUAACUAAGAUAAGAAGAUACCGUAUUGUCUUGUUACUGUUCGAAACGUUUGAAAGAAGCAUGGUUAGAAAAAGUACAAUUUAAUAAAUUAUGUUUUUCUACUACAUCUGAUGUUAAUAGUAUGAAGCCACAUACAUGUUGGCUAUAUGUCUCCUUAUUAUUAAUACUUGGUAUCGUGAUUCUUUCAUCUCAUAAUCAAGUAAAUUGCUUGUUACAAAGCAAUAAUCUUGUAAACUCUAAGCAUAACACUAUAACCAAGUCACCGUGCUGUGGCAGUAAUCCUGAACAAGUAAAACUUCAUUUCGCCAGCAGAAUCAUUGAAAAUGAAUAUAUUGUUGCGUUCAAAGGCUAUUAUAAGCCACAUACGCGCGAGAAUUAUAUAAAAGCUGCAUUGAACUCGUCUGGGAUACACAAGUGGAAAAUUUUAUUUCGUAAUAACUUAGCUAGUAAUUAUCCUAGCGAUUUUGAUGUCGUUCUUCUGGAAGAAACGGAUAAACAUAAUGGCUUGGAUGCUUUGACCGAUCAUCCUCUCAUUAGGAGGGUAACUCCUCAGAGACUCGUACAAAGGAGUUUGAAAUUUAUUAAUGCGUCGGAAGAUGUUGAUUUCGCAGAAUAUAAAAAUUUCAAAAGAAAGAUCAACAAUUAUAAUAACCAGUUUUGGCAAUCAACCAAUCGUCAUACAUCGCGUAGAUUAUUAAGAGCUAUACCGAGACAAAUUACAAGUAUACUUCAAGCUGAUGCCCUAUGGGGUAUGGGUGUUACUGGGAAUGGUGUUAAGGUAGCAAUAUUUGAUACAGGACUAGCAGCUAGUCAUCCACACUUUAAAAAAAUUAAAGAACGUUCGAACUGGACGAACGAGAAGACGUUAGAAGAUGGUUUAGGCCAUGGAACAUUUGUAGCUGGAGUUAUUGCUUCAUCUUGUAUAGACUGCCUUGGCUUCGCUCCAGAUGCUGAGCUUCAUAUAUUUCGCGUAUUCACGAACAGCCAGGUAUCGUACACAUCAUGGUUUUUAGACGCAUUCAACUAUGCUAUUCUUACAAAAGUUACAGUAUUGAAUCUUAGUAUUGGAGGACCAGAUUUUAUGGACCAUCCAUUUGUUGACAAAGUAUGGGAGCUAACAGCAAACGGUGUGAUUAUGGUAUCUGCAAUUGGCAACGACGGGCCUUUAUAUGGUACCUUAAACAAUCCUGCCGAUCAGAUGGACGUUAUCGGAGUGGGUGGGAUUAAUUGGGAGGAUCAAAUAGCAAGAUUUUCGUCACGUGGCAUGACAACAUGGGAAUUACCGUCCGGUUAUGGGAGGGUCAAACCCGAUUUAGUAACGUAUGGAUCAGGUGUACGAGGUUCAGCAUUACAAACCGGCUGUAGAACUUUGUCUGGGACUUCGGUCGCAAGUCCGGUCGUCGCUGGUGCUGUAGCACUUUUAGCUAGCGGAUUCGUGCAACCAGAUGGAUCUCAACCUGUUAAGCAAAGGAUAACUCCGGCAAGUAUGAAACAGGCUUUGCUUGGUUCCGCGCGUCGUUUACCUGGAGUUGGAAUGUUCGAACAAGGUGCUGGGAAGUUGGAUCUAUUGCGAGCAUUUCAUUUCCUACGGUCGUACACACCGAUUGCCACACUUAGUCCAAGCUAUAUAGACUUAACGGAAUGUCAGUACAUGUGGCCAUACUGUACACAAGCUGUGUAUCAUUCUGGUAUGCCUACGAUUGUAAAUAUAACAAUAAUAAAUGGUUUGGGUGUAUCUGGACACGUAGCCGAUCUCGUUUGGCAUCCGUACACCGGCAACGGCAACGGUGACCGAAUCGACGUAUCGGUGACUCAUAGCGAUGUUCUUUGGCCAUGGUCUGGAUGGUUAGCAGUUGCUAUAACUGUUCCGUCGGCUGCUCGCGAUUGGCAAGGCAUAGCUCUAGGUCAUAUAUCUGUUACAAUUGAAUCACCACCGAGUGCCGGAGAAGAGAAAGUGAGACAGUCGAAAAUAGAACUACCCUUAAAGGCAAAAGUGAUUCCUACACCGCCACGUCAUAAACGCAUUCUAUGGGAUCAAUAUCAUAAUUUACGGUAUCCUCCGGGUUAUUUCCCACGAGAUGACUUACGUGCAAAGAAUGAUCCACUCGAUUGGAACGGUGAUCAUAUCCAUACUAAUUUCAAAGAUAUGUACCAGCAUUUACGUAAUGCCGGUUAUUAUUUAGAAGUAUUGGGCGCUCCGUUCACUUGUUUCAACGCUAGGAACUACGGUACCUUACUUAUAGUUGAUACGGAGGAAGAAUUUUUUCCUGAAGAGGUGGCCAAACUGAGGAAGGAUGUAGACGAAGAAGGUCUUUCCGUAGUCGUGUUCGCAGAUUGGUAUAAUGUUACCGUUAUGAGGAAAGUAAAAUUUUACGAUGAAAAUACAAGACAAUGGUGGAUACCGGAUACGGGAGGUGCGAACGUACCAGCGUUAAAUGAUUUGUUAUACGCUAACUGGGGUAUUGCGUUCGGAGAUCAAGUACGCAAUGGUCAAUUCAAUCUUGGACAACACCCAACUGUUACUUUUGCUUCUGGUACUACAAUUACUAGGUUUCCAAAGGACGGCGUCAUCCUUUAUGCAGAAUUGGACGAUCAAGGACAAGAGCUUCUUCUUGAAUCGGAAUCAAAAUCGACAGCUGCAGUGCCGAUUCUUGGAAUGUUUCAAACGAACGGUCACGCAGGCAUGAAAGGAAACUAUCCGAACAACCACGGAAAUAACGAAAUAACUGAUAAAGAAAACGUGGAAAAGAAUAACAUGAAGGACCAAGCAAAUGUACCAGGUAGAAUUGUAGUGUAUGGAGAUUCUACUUGCAUCGAUGACAGUCAUUUACAGAAACCCUGCUUUUGGAUGCUUGAUGCUAUACUAGAAUAUACAACGACAGGACAUAUUGCGACUGUUUUUACCGAUGACAAACAAACUAAGGCAAAGGUCCUCGAAAAGUCCAGUUUGUUAGACAGUAAUGAAUUACCGCAACGCAUGGAAGGAAGUCAUUUAAAGCGCCAUAGCAAAGUAUUACUGCCUGAAAAUACUAACGCUGGUCAUAUCAGACCACUCCCACCUUGUCCUAUAGUAACUCCUGCCAAUCCGAGACCUCUGAACGAGUCUGUCCCUAUAAAUCUUUAUAAACCCCAGAAAUUAUUAUCCGUUGGAGACCAGAUAAUAGCAAUCAAUCCGGUUCUGCAAGAUUCGAGCCCGCUCUGGCUUAGAAGGCGCGUCGGAGGCGCAAACGUGCCUACGUUGCAUCACGCGGAGCGCAUUAAUAUCGACGAUUUAAAGCAGAGCGAACAGGAUGAUAGUAUAAUAUUUACAAGUAAGUGGACAUACAUGAUAGGAGUAUUAAUCGUAGGAAGUAUAUUUCUUUACUUAUUGAACCGAUGGAAUUGCUUAAUAACGAAAAGGCAUUCUCGAAGAAAACGAACAGUCGGUAGAUUACGCAGAGUUAUUCAAACUAUUUCUCUACGCAGAGUACCUCAAAUGUGAUUGCGUAUUUAACAGACCCUCGACUAACGCAAGAUAAUGUUCAAUUAACUCCGGUGAACGCUUGAAAGAUAUAAACGAACUAUAUUAUGUGCCUUUAAAUAUAUAGUACUCAACGUAAAUUUCAACGUUGUAUAAAUUAUUUCGACGAAUUCGAUGCGUUGUUGAUUCAUCUCCGAACAGCACAAAUUUUUGUUAACGAAUACGAAGCGCAAGAUUAAUGCGCGGUUUUUCUUUUUAAUUUCUUCGAAGAAAAGAAAAUCAGGACUAAACUAAAAUAGAAAUUCAUUGCAACAGUACGAAUAUAUACUAAGGUAUGUUAGCAAAAAACAUGUAGAACAAUUCACUUGAUAAAGUAAAAGAGGAUAGAUUUUAGAUUCCAUAUUGGUAAUAUUUUAUAUGUUUAUAUUUUUUCAAACAUUUUAAUCUUUUAAUUUACAGAACACUUGCGUGAUUUAGGUGAAAAUGUGUAUAGGUGAAAUAUAUAUCAUGUUAUUUAAUUAAUAUUAACUUGUGAUACAUAAUAAUUAUUCGAGACUUUUAUGUAUAUGACAUCACCAACCAUUUUUGUUACGAAUAAAUAUGCGGUAAGAUAAUAUUAGUCCAAGAAUGUUACUUUGUAAGAUAGUCUAUAAAACGAAAAUUCCAUACGAAUAAAUCUGUUUUUAUAAAUAUA
Ceratina calcarata is the source of this 4318-nucleotide messenger RNA. RefSeq names its product membrane-bound transcription factor site-1 protease (gene S1P). Gene Ontology annotation, molecular function: serine-type endopeptidase activity. The transcript has 13 exons. Gene Ontology annotation, biological process: proteolysis. The record is from RefSeq and is a predicted model, not a curated record. The coding region runs from base 286 to 3645 and encodes 1119 amino acids. Gene Ontology annotation, cellular component: Golgi apparatus. NCBI's taxonomy places the organism in Eukaryota, Metazoa, Arthropoda, Insecta, Hymenoptera, Apidae.